AACCUGGUUCCCCACUGACCCCAAAAGCUUGCAGGUCACUACGCAGGAACCGAUUACGUCAGGGGACGGAGGGCGGGAUAAUGUUUCAUCACCAUGGUAAAGUUUUCCCAAACAACAACAGUAGCUACCGUCUGCAGCAAGGAGUACUUCUUCGCUCUAUAACAACAAAAAAAAUCCACAAAAUUAUCAGACAUCAAAAGCGUUCAGGAAACACGACGAAACGAGUGACCCGUUACGUCACCCUUCGGCUCUCAGGUCAGUGGAAAAGCACGGCAGUUUACGAUAGGCUCCAGAUUGCCCCGGCCGUGAACCAGCAGAGCACAGGCUCAGCACGAGAACCAUCACCUGGGGUGAGCUCUUUUGACUUGGGUCAGUAAGCAACCAGCUUACAACCACCCAGAAUACUUUAGCAACCACAUGCCAAUGCCCUGGCAGAUACUGCAUCAUCACAUCGCCUCUGUGGAAAAGCUCUCUCUCACAACUAGUGGCUGUCCACUCCUCAUUCAGUGCCGGAAUUUCCAGGUUGUCCACUUUGUCAUUCUGCGAGAACGCGACUGCCACGACAUCUACAGCUCUCUGCUCGGGCUGCUGAGACCAGUGUCUUAUGGUGAGUUGUAUGCAUUCUCCUACAAUCCAAAGCAGAACGACCAACAGAGAGAGGAGGGGUGGCAACUCAUAGACCUUGGAGCUGAAUAUGAGCGAAUGGGUGUACCAUGUGACCAGUGGCAACUGACAGACGUUAACAGGGAAUACAAGGUGUGUGAGACAUAUCCAAGAGACUUAUACGUACCCAUUACGGCCAGUAAACCCAUCAUUGUCGGAAGCUCCAAGUUCAGAAGCAAAGGCCGCUUCCCGGUCCUAACGUAUUUCUACCAGGAGAAGAAGGCAGCAGUGUGUCGGUGCAGUCAGCCUCUUUCUGGAUUCAGUGCUCGGUGUUUGGAAGAUGAGCACAUGCUUCAGGCCAUCAGCAAGUCCAAUCAUAACAGCCGAUAUGUCUAUGUGAUGGACACACGGCCCAAGUUGAAUGCAUUGGCAAAUCGUGCGGCAGGCAAAGGCUACGAGAAUGAGGACAACUACUCUAAUAUCCACUUUCAGUUUGUGGGCAUUGAGAACAUCCAUGUGAUGAGGGGAAGUUUGCAGAAGCUUCUGGAAGUUGUAAGAACGCGCUCCCUCAGCAUGACCGAUUACCUGGUUGGACUGGAAAACAGCGGAUGGUUGCGUCAUAUCAAAGCCAUCAUGGAUGCGGCUAGAUUUCUUGCCAAGGCUGUGACCGUUGAGGGCGCCAGUGUUUUAGUGCACUGUUCAGAUGGAUGGGACCGGACAGCUCAGGUCUGCGCUCUGGGCUCUCUGUUGAUGGACCCUUACUACCGCACCAUUAAAGGCUUCAUGGUACUUGUUGAGAAAGACUGGAUCUCUUUUGGACACAAGUUUGCCGACAGGUGUGAUCAGUUGAAUGGUGACCCUAAAGAGGUAUCGCCCAUAUUCACUCAGUUCCUGGAGUGUGUAUGGCAGCUGACUGAGCAGUUUCCUCAGGCCUUCGAAUUCAGCGAGUGGUUCCUCAUUCAGAUCCAUGAGCACGUGCACUCCUGCCAGUUCGGCAACUUCCUGGGCAACAGUCAACGUCAGAGAGAAGACCUUCAGUUAAAGGACAGGACAUAUUCUCUGUGGGCUCACCUGCUGAGUGAAAAGCAGAACUACUUGAACCCUGUGUAUAGUUCGAGCUUUGCAGAAUCACACCCGGUUUUGGAGCCAUCCACCCAAGCCUACCAUUUCAAGUUUUGGAGAAACAUGUACCAUCAAUACGACCGUUCCAUGCACCCUCGACAGUCCAUUCUCAAACACAUCCUAACCUUGAAAGAGAGCAAUCGAGAGCUAGAAGGCACAGUGCAAGCCCUGAAGAUGAAGUUGCAGAAGUUUGGGGUGACCACAUCUCCACUGAAGCCUCAGACACCUACCAGGGAGCAAAGUCUCCCUCCCCAAUCCCAGUCGCUUAUCCUGGGGGCUCCUCUUCUCAGCCGGAAGGACGUACAGCAGGAGGAAGAAGAGGUAUUUGGAGAGGAGGCCAUGGAGGAUGCUCCAGCUAGUGCUGGUGGGGAACGGACUGUAGAGGGCAGCAGUGCCACAGAAAAUGGCUACAAAGAGCUCCGUGGACCCUUUGGUUCCAAAAGUGAGCCUACUGUAGUCACCUUGGAGUUUGGAGUGGCCAGAAUGACCUGUUAAGGAUACUAUUGAAAACUUGAUUUAAAGAAUUAAGGAAUCUAAGAGGACUGGAAACAUGCAAGAUUUGUAUGUUAUGUUGUGUGAGAGAUGAAGUAUGAUUGCUCGCGUGUGUGCGUUUAUAUAGGUACGCGCAUUUGUUUACUCUAGUGAUGGCACUGCACUUGCCGUGACCUCCAUAUGUACGAUAGAAAAAGAGAUAAAUGGAAGGGCAAAUUUAGAGAUGGUUUCUUUAAUGUAAAUUCAUUAUUAUAUCUAUCGACUCAAAUGUUAUGUGUUAUCUACAUUUAAAAAAGCGUUUGUUUUGUUUUGUUUUUUUGCUAUUUUUUUUAAAAGGAAGUCAAUAGCAUUGAAAUGAAAAGAUUAAACAAAGAGCUGAUGGACUUGUGACUCAAAAUCUUUGUUCCACUGAGAACACUGUUUUGGGGCGACUCAUCUCCAUUCCUUCCAUGUCACUUUUAUUUUGGAGGGAGAAAGGUGACAAGAUUAAUGAUGUACUGGAUGAAGGAUGACAGCAGAGAUGCCCCACACACAAGUGUCCCAUGUGCAGUCUGGUCGAUAAGAGGGGUUAGUUAGGAACUUAGAGGUUAAUGUGAUGUCAUAGAGGAGGUCAAGGGUAAUUUUUACUCCUAGGUGAAUAUAUGAGCUAUCAAUUAAUCUAACUGAAGAGUCUACAGCAAUCUGUCAUUGUCACAUACAAAAUCACCAACUGCAUAAAGAACAAUGGAGAACUAUAGCAAAUGCCUGCAGCCUAAAACAUAAUCAAAUACAUUUCUAAACUCUGGACCUUAUUGGGGAUGUUUGUCUAGGUGGUGGCAUGUAAGCGUUAUCAUCUAGCGAAAUUUCAUCAAAUGUAAAAACUGCUGUGGCAGCUUUGGGCUCGUGUUCAUCGCCACUUUUUAUCAAUUUGAAAAAAUGUAAAGAAAACCACAAACAUUUGUGCAAGGGGUUGUAGGCCUAUGAGACAAAAUAGCUUAAAUGGAUGCACUCUUUGAAAAUCCUUUGCUAAAAUGACUGAAAGACUUUUUGACACACAAAUUCUAAUCUCGCAUACUAUUUAGGACGGAUAGUAUGCAGAUAUUGGAUGCAGGAUGAGAAUCAGGUCGAUUACUAUUCUUUUGGGUCCGAUUGAUUCUUUCUGCAGAGAACUAGCUAUGUCAUAGUGCUCUGAGUCUGUCUGUCUCUUAUCACACUGACAGUUUGAAGUAGGUUACUUGUUGUCAUCUAUCUUGUUUUUGUAAGCCUGAGUGAUUAUUGGGUCCAAACCCUCGAGACCUGUAUUACUGACUGGAAGAGGAUCAUUGUGAGAAAUGGGAAUUAGGGCUAAUCCCUGCAAAUGUGACCCUAGGCAAAAGCCUGUUGAUAUGCCAUGAAAAUUUACAUGCCAGUGUUUUGUGUGAAAGGGCCUUUGUUUAGGCUCAGUUCUUCUGUCUUACAUCUAUAAGCAAUAAUUAAUUAAUAUAUCCAAGUAAUAAUGAGGUCAAAACAGCAUAAUGCGCCAAGCAUUUCUGAUGUGUGUGGAAUAAGCGAGAUGUAUACAUGAAAAGUGAGUUUUUUUUUUGUUUUUUUUAAUGGGUAUUUCAUAUAUUCGUAUUAAACAUGGAUUGGUAAAAAUCAACUAGUAUAUAGAACAUGCCCCCUUCAGUGUGUUUAGUGGUUCCAUUACGUACUUGCUGGUACUUGUCAAUUCUGCCACUCCUUUAAUUUCCAUCACUUAUGGCAACAUCAAACAUACAUUUUUCUUAUAAGGUAAAAGCUUUAAUAUGGAAAUACACAGUCAACAUUAAGUCUCCAUUUGGCCAUAGUAACUAAAGUGUUUUUUUGUUUUAGUUUUUUUUUUUUUUUUCACCCAAGCAAAAA
Myxocyprinus asiaticus (Chinese sucker) is the source of this 4077-nucleotide messenger RNA. RefSeq names its product myotubularin-related protein 6-like. The transcript has 13 exons. NCBI's taxonomy places the organism in Eukaryota, Metazoa, Chordata, Actinopteri, Cypriniformes, Catostomidae. The record is from RefSeq and is a predicted model, not a curated record. Gene Ontology annotation, biological process: dephosphorylation. Bases 418 to 2220 code for a protein of 600 amino acids. Gene Ontology annotation, molecular function: phosphatidylinositol-3,5-bisphosphate phosphatase activity. Gene Ontology annotation, cellular component: nuclear envelope.